UCCCUCAUUCUCCUCUUCGUCGCCACUUCAACUUCAACGCUUCUCUCGCGAUCGCCCAAAUCCUUCCCACAUCCUCCCUGCUCACUCGCCGCGAAUCCGGAGGCGCCCCGCGCCCCCGGCCCCCGAUGCCCGCCGCCGUCGCGGCUGCGGCGGCCGCAGCGUCUGGUGGCGCGCUUCUGCUGUACCUGCUGCUCACCUGCCGCCCGCAGGCGGCGCCGGAGUCCGAGAGGGGGAGAGAGGAGGACGAGACGUCGCCGCUGCUGUCUGGGUCCGGCGCGGCGCGGGGGAGAGGAGCGGAGAGCGGCCGCGAGGAGGAGCCGUGGCCGCACAGGGAGCCCGUGACCUGCUGCGAGGCGGCCGCGGUGGCCGCGCGCACGGCGCGGCGCACGUGGGAGCUCACUGUCGGGCGAUGGGGCGUGCACGGCCUCGCCUUCGGGAUUAAGCGCCACAUGAACCGUCAGGGUAAUUUGCAGCAUGAGUAUAGUGGAAAUGAUUGCCGUCAACUUAGAGGCCAUCAGGCACAUGCUGAAGUUUCUUCUCUCCUUGAGUACUUGAAGCUUUGCAUGUUCUUCUCAAAGAAAUCCUUUUCAGCAUUUCUGAAGUUUGGUGGGUACAAACAAGAAGACAUUCUCAUUCACAAGGCUAGGUCGAGGCUCAUGCAGCCUUCUUUCGCACUGGUGUGUGACAAAAGGACCAAGUGUUUUCUGCUUUUCAUUCGGGGUGCUAUCAGUACUAAAGAGCGGCUGACAGCAGCAACUGCUGCUGAAGUUCCUUUUCACCAUAUAAUUCUAAGUGAAGGACAGAUCAGCAAUGUAGUUUUAGGUUAUGCACACUGUGGGAUGCUUGCUGGAGCUCGUUGGAUUGCAAGACUAGCUAUUCCCCAUCUUCAUAACAAAAUACAAGAAUUUCCUGGGUACCAAAUAAAGGUCAUUGGACAUUCAAUGGGAGCUGGCAUUGGAGCAAUUCUGACAUGUAUUCUCCGUGAGCAUUAUGAGUUCUCUUCCUGCAGUUGUCUGGCAUUUGCUCCUCCUGCCUGUAUGACAUGGGAGCUGGCGGAGUCUGGCAAAGAAUUCAUCACUUCUCUUGUCAAUAGAAAUGAUGUGGUACCAUCAUUUUCAAAAGUUUCCACUGAGAGCCUGCGAUCUGAGGUAAUGGUAUCAUCAAAGCUGGAUGAUGUGCAGGGCCACUUUCACCAUGGUUUAUUUUCCAGUAUAAGUCAGCGUGUUGCCUUCUUCAGGUCCCAUAUGCUUACCAUCUCUCAUUCAACCGAGAAGAUAGCAGAUCAUGACUCUAGUAUUUCUGAGCCUUUGCUCAAAGAUUCGGCAGAUUGGAUACAGCCCCCAGUAAAUGGACACAGCAUCGACUGCAGCGGGCAACAAGUUGUUACCUCUGAAGAAAGGGUCACACUAGUUAACACUGAAGAUGUUACCUGUGUGAAGUCUGCUGUUUCAGGCUUCACAUCACAAGAAGAUUCUGAUAGCAAUGGAACAUUGGACACUCAUCAGCCAUCCACGACAACAAAUGAAGGAGAAGAAGCUCUGAAUCAGAAUGGCACCCGAAAUGAUAAACAGAAAGAACCGAUUUCUGCCAGCGGUUCGCGCCAAUUCUUCCCUCCUGGGAGGAUCAUUCACAUGGUUGCACAGCCCCCGCCGGACCCAACUCCUGGUGAGGGCACCAGCAGCAACGAGAUCAUCGGAAUUUACGAAACGCCGAGAGAUUUGUAUGGCAAAAUAAGGCUCGCGCCGAAUAUGAUUAAAGAGCAUUACAUGCCUAGUUAUAUAAGUACAAUGGAAUCGUUGUUGGAACAGCUUCAGAAGGACGAUGACAAUACUGUAUGUACUACAUCAAAUGACCUGUGAAUUAUAUUGUAACAAAACUCAGUUGUGAUUAAUCCCAUUCUUUUUCAUUA
Messenger RNA from Panicum hallii, 1909 nucleotides. RefSeq lists its product as uncharacterized. Bases 126 to 1859 code for a protein of 577 amino acids. The transcript has 7 exons. The record is from RefSeq and is a predicted model, not a curated record. Gene Ontology annotation, biological process: lipid metabolic process. Lineage: Eukaryota; Viridiplantae; Streptophyta; Magnoliopsida; Poales; Poaceae.